UCUUGAUCGACUCUUUGCUUCAACCAGAGCUCCUCUCUUAUCUUUUCAUGGAGAUGACACCCUUUCAAUUAGCCAAUAACACACCUCUCUCACUUUCUCCUAAUUUCGUUCUCCCAGUGAACAAGAGGCCAAACCUCUUAAACGUACUUCCUUCUGCCUCAAUUCCCAUUAUCGACUUAAAUGACAAUAAUAUUGAUGAUGGUCAAGGGCCAUCCCCGUUAGUUUCAAAAAUAUCACAAGCUUGUGAGGAAUAUGGUCUCUUUCAUAUUAUCAACCAUGGAGUCCCCAAAGAAUUAUGCCAAAAAACGUUGUCUGUGGUUAGGGCACAAUAUGUUACAAAAGAUCAUACCAAGCAAGCGAAAGUGCUCAACUAUUACCAAAAGGUCCAAAAGUAUGAAGGCAUAGAAAAGGUGAAAAUGUGGAAUGAGACCUUCUCACACCCUUGGCAUCAUACAGAAGAUUUUACUCAUUUGUUACCCACAAAUCCUCCUCAGUAUCGAGAAGUUUUUGCUGAGUAUGCAAGGAAGAUUGGAGAGUUGUUUGAUAGACUUUUGAGCUUGAUAUCCCGAGGGCUUGGCCUAGAGAAUGAUUGUUUAAAGAGGAGGAUAGGUGAGAGGCCUCGCCUUAACUGUCAAGCAAAUUACUAUCCACCAUGUCCAGACCCCGAGCUCACAAUUGGGUUGCCUGAACACAAUGAUCUUGGUUCUAUAGCGGUACUCCUACAAGUGGAGGGAGUGACUGGCCUCCAAGUGAUCAAAGAUGGGAAAUGGUUGCCCGUUGAUCCUGUGCCCAAUGCAUUCGUCAUCAAUCUGGCUGAUCAAAUUCAGGUUCUUAGUAAUGGAAAGUUCCAGAGUGUGAGACAUAGGGCUGUCACCAACAAGUUGUUGCCGCGAUUGUCAUUAGGAAUGUUCUACAACCCAAAUUAUGACACUGUGAUCGGUCCAAUUGAGGAUUUGAUUGAUGAAGAGCACCCUCCAAAGUAUCGAAAAUAUAGUUUCAAGGAGUAUAUGGAAGUAUUUUAUAGGCAAGAAGGAAAAAGGAGAGUAAUUGAAGCUUUUGAGUUGCCACCUUAA
This is a messenger RNA of Quercus lobata, 1073 nucleotides long. RefSeq names its product protein DMR6-LIKE OXYGENASE 1-like. Lineage: Eukaryota; Viridiplantae; Streptophyta; Magnoliopsida; Fagales; Fagaceae. The record is from RefSeq and is a predicted model, not a curated record. The transcript is spliced from 3 exons. The coding region runs from base 48 to 1073 and encodes 341 amino acids.